GAGAGAGAGCGAGACGGGAGGAGAGCUCCUUCUCUCCCGGUGCACUUGGCAGUCUUGUUGCGGGCUGCUGUGCUGUUGCUGUCGUGGCGUGGCUGGUCGCGCCAGGCGGGGGAACUUCACCACACUGGAGCCCGGAGUCCCACUCUCUCACCUGCGCAGUUCGGAGCUGCCAUGGGUCUCGCGCCUGGAUUUACUGUCCUAAUCAUUCUACCGGCCUUUCUGCUGCACACUAGCGGCCUUUACAUCGCCAGUAGCGUUGACUCCCUGCAGCAUGUCCUGGGGGAGUAUGGACUGGUGAGGCCAAUAAGUGUGGAUGCAGAGGGUCGCUUCCUGUCGCACGCCAUCUCGGCAGGCCGCGUGGCGGGAGGGCAGCCCCGUAGGCGCCAGAAGAGGGAGGUAGGAGGCGGGAAUGAUGAGUGGGAAGGACCAAAAGGAGUAGACAAAGACCGAGAGCCGGUGGCCCGCCAGGAAAGACUCUACUACAACGUCACCGUCUUCGGCCGGGAGUUCCACCUUCGCCUGCGCCACAAUGCCAGGCUGGUGGCCCCCGGAGCCAAGAUGGAGUGGCGCGACGACGACGACAGCACACGGCACUUUGAGACACUGCAAGAUGACUGCUUGUAUGUAGGUGACAUCACUGACACGCCAGGAGCCAGCGUGGCGAUCAGCAAUUGUGAUGGUUUGGCUGGCAUGAUCAGGACAGAGCAAGAGGAGUACUUUAUCGAGCCUGCAGAAAGUGGUGAUGGAGUGAUUGAGGAGGAGGAGGAGGCAAAAGGAGGAAGGACACACAUUGUCUAUCGCUCUUCAGCCAUAAAAAAGGCACCCAUCGACAUCCCAGCAGGAGACUCCCACUCCAGAGGUGCGGAUCUUGGCGGUCUGAUGGAUCUGGAGUCUCUUUACCAAGGCGUGCAACAGAGUAUCAACAACACCCGAGCAGGGCGUGCUCGCAGGCAGAGCAUGGACCGGGCUUAUAACAUUGAAGUUCUGCUGGGCGUUGAUGACUCCGUUGUCCAAUUUCACGGGAAGGAGCAUGUCCAAAAGUAUCUGCUGACACUCAUGAACAUAGUGAAUGAAAUAUACCAUGACCAAUCUCUGGGAGCAAAAAUCAAUGUGGUGCUGGUACGGAUUAUCAUGUUGGGCUAUGGAAAGUCCAUGACUCUAAUCGAGCUGGGGAACCCUUCCCAGAGUCUGGAGAACGUGUGUCGCUGGGCAUUUCUGCAGCAAAAGCAAGACACUGGGGACGCCGAGUAUCACGACCACGCUAUCUUCCUCACACGGCAGGAAUUUGGCCCCACGGGCAUGCAGGGUUAUGCUCCAGUGACUGGCAUGUGCCAUCCGGUAAGAAGCUGCACUUUGAACCACGAGGAUGGUUUCUCCUCUGCCUUUGUGGUAGCACAUGAGACCGGGCAUGUGCUGGGCAUGGAGCAUGAUGGUCAGGGAAACCGUUGCGGGGAUGAAGUACACAUGGGAAGCAUCAUGGCUCCACUAGUCCAAGCUGCCUUCCAUCGUUUUCAGUGGUCCAGGUGUAGCAUGCAAGAGCUGGGACGCUAUCUUCAUUCCUAUGACUGUCUUCGUGACGACCCCUUUGACCACAACUGGCCAUCGCUACCGCAACUUCCUGGUUUACACUACUCCAUGAACGAACAGUGCCGCUUCGACUUUGGGGUGGGCUACACCAUGUGUACUGCGCUACAAAAGGCAGGCCUUUCAGGAACGCAGUAUCGCACCUUCGACCCAUGUAAGCAGCUGUGGUGCAGCCACCCAGAGAAUCCCUUCUUCUGCAAAACCAAGAAAGGACCGCCCAUUGAUGGCACCAUGUGUGGAAAUGGGAAGCAUUGCUUUAAAGGUCACUGCAUCUGGCUGACACCUGACAUCAUCAAGCAAGACGGAAACUGGGGUUCAUGGAGUGAAUUUGGACAGUGCUCACGCACAUGUGGUGGCGGUGUUCAGUUUCGCACACGCGACUGUGACAAUCCAAGACCAGCCAAUGGAGGACGCACCUGCGUAGGUGCGACAUACCAGUUCCAGAUGUGCAACACCAACGAAUGUGAGGAUAUCUACAGCGACACGCGAGAGGAGCAAUGCCACGCUUGGGACCCUCGCUUCGAACAACCCAGUAACAAGCACUGGCUGCCCUACGAACACCCAGAUGCAUAUAAACGCUGCCACCUCCACUGCCAGUCCAAGGAGACGCGGGAUGUUGUCUACAUGCAGCGGAUGGUCCUGGAUGGCACGCGUUGCUCUUACAAGGACCCGCACAGCGUGUGUGUGCGUGGGGAGUGUGAGAAAGUCGGAUGCGACGGCGUGGUGGGCUCUUCAAAGCAGGAUGACAAGUGUGGCGUUUGUGGCGGGGACAGCUCGAGCUGCAAAACCUUCAAGGACACCAUCACUCGCACAGUCAAGAAGCAAGGUUUCCUCAAAGUUCUUGAAAUUCCCCGAGGGGCACGACACUUGCUGAUCCAAGAGCUGAAAUCUACUUUGCACACUUUUGCUGUGAAAAAUGUGGCUUCAGGACUGUUUUUUAUAAAUGGGGAAAAUGAAUGCCCAGAAUCAAGAUCGGUCAUCGAAAAGGGAGUGGAGUGGGAAUACGAAAAUGACAAAAACAAGGAGACACUUCAGACUACAGGCCCUCUCAGACAUGGAAUUCUGAUCAUGGUGAAAUUGCAUGGCGAUGAGGAUGUCAAUUUGUCCUAUAAGUACAUGAUGAACAUGGACAGUGAUCCUGCCAUCCAAAACAACAUUCUGGUAGAGGACAGUGCCUACGAGUGGGCCCCUAAAAGGUGGUCCUACUGCUCAAAGCCAUGUGGAGGAGGGAAACAAUACCUGCGAUAUGGCUGCAGAAGAAAAGUAGACAGUAAAAUGGUGCACAAGAGCUUUUGUAACAAAUCCAACAUGAAACCUCGAGGAGAUGCUCGAGACUGCAACCAGAAGCCCUGCCCUCCACCCAUUUGGGUGACAGGGGAAUGGCAGAACUGCAGCAAACCUUGUGGAAAAACGGGCAUGCAAGUACGUUCGGUCAGCUGUGUCCAACCGUCAGACGACAACACCACUAGAUCAAUCCAUAAUAAAUAUUGCAACGAUGACCGUCCGGAGACCCGCAGAUCCUGCAACCGACAUGCUUGUCCAACGCAGUGGAGAGUUGGACCAUGGUCCCAGUGUUCAGUAACCUGUGGGAAUGGAACUCAGCAGAGGCAGGCUGUGUGCCACACCCGGGACAACACCAUAGGCCUAUGUCUGGACAGUAAACCUGACACUAUCAGAAUGUGUCGGAUGGAUCCAUGUCCAAAGGGUUCACCAGACUACAAUAAGAACGGCAACAUCCUGAUCCAGUGGCUAUCCCGCCCCAGCCCCAAUUACCACAAGAGCUUCUCACGUCGCCGUUGUCAUGGAGACCGCUCUGUGUUCUGCCGUAUGGAGGUGUUGAACCGAUACUGCGCGCUACCAGAGUUUCAGCGUCUAUGCUGCAAGACAUGCAGUAAUUUGACAGAUUCUCCAGAUUUAAACUCCACAUCAACCCCCGCCAACUCCACCCAAUCACCCAUCACAGUUCAUCCACCUACUAGCCUCACUUCUUUGUUCACCUCCACCACCCACUCAGCUGAAGAUAUAGUCACUGCCAUUCCAGAUGCUACCACCGACUCCUGGACCAUGACUCAUCCGCCUACAUUCAUCAUUACUUCAAGCCAUCAUACCACCUUGAGCUCAAUAGGUACCACAGAACUGAUCAACACCUCCUCAAAAGCAUCUACUCCAUCUCCCACGAUUCCUGUCAUCUCACCCGACGCAACCAAAUCAUUGGUUUCAGACUUUCCAGAGGCAACAUCAGAACCUACUCCUUUGCCUGGACCAGGAUUAGACAUAAACUUAAAUUCCAAACAACAGACCACCAUAACUACGUCAAGCCUCAGAUCAACUACGGACGUGCCCACAAAAUUAACAACAGGCAUUACAGUAAACAGUACUAAAAGACCACUUGUAUUGAAGCCUAAAAAGGACACACUGCCCAAGAAAAUUGCCCCCAAAUUGAAUUUACCGGAAAAGAAGACUGUACAGAAUAGCAAAAAAGUAUCUAAACCAAAGAUCAAUCCCAAAACAAAGACAAAUACGACCCCAAAAAAGAUUACACCACCCAAUAAAAAGACAAAAGAAGCUAACGCUUCUCCCAAAAAGAUGACCACUGCCAAAACAACUCCCAAGAAAAAUAAUGCAAACAAAAUUCCCAUACACACAACUCCAAAAAAGACUGCACCAGAAAAAUCUCUUUCCAAAAAGACUACCGCUGCUAAGACACCUCCAAAAAAGACGACACCAGUCAAAACAACUCCCAAAAAGAAAACCCCAAUCAAAAUGUCUCCCAAAAAGGCCGCACCAGUUAAAACAACUCCCAAAAAGACUACUUUAGCCAAAAUGACUCCCAAAAAGAUUAAACCGACCAAGGCGACAAUUAUUAAGCCAGCUAUUACAAAACCAAAAAAGACCAUGCCUGCUCACACCCCUCCCAAAAAGAUUUUAAAGACGAGCCCAAAAAAUUCUAACCCAGUUAAGCCAUUACCUUCAAAAAACUCCUCUAAUUUAAAUGUUACAAAACAAAACAAAACAUUAACUACCCCGAAAAAUAAGACGAAAUUUAACCAAAACAUAACAGUGGAAAUGACGCCUGCAACAAGACCUUCACAUCCCACAACAUGGGCCACUCCAUUCUUAAGCCCGGAGUCAACCACAGAGUAUGUUUCUUCCACUCCUCCGUCUACCGUGAGUUUCUAUAAUACUGCUGCAAGCCUUCCACGACAGGACUCGAGAGUCAACACCAUAUCUAUUCCACAAAACUCAACACUGGCAGAUAACGCUCUGCUGUCCGACAACAUUUCUCACUUGGAAACCACAACUCCAAGCAAUUUUGAAGAUGUCACAAUGUCCAGUGGAAGCAUGCCAUAUACAGAUGUCGCAGUAAGCAGCAGUGGAGCCUUUACGGUGCUUGGCGAAACUACGCUGCUGGAUGACAGCUUGACUGUGAUAACGCCAACCAUCAACCUUGAGGAUGUAACCAAUCUAGCUUCGUCACCCUGGGACGACAUGUCCGAGUAUAUCCCUGUGAACAUUCCUGCUACUGCAGCAACAGCAGAUCCCGCCACCUUGGUUUCCAGCACAACUUUAGCGCCCCAGCAAGGGCUAAAAGACAACAACUUUAUCGAUGUCUUAGACAACAGGCUAACCAACGUUGAUAAUGACAUCUCUCAGAACAACCUUAUCCCAAAGCAUCGCCUCAAUCUCCGGGAAAAGACCAGGAACAAACGUAUUCAAGAGCUUCUGGAGGAAAAGCGAAACCUUCUCCUCCGGAUGAAGAGAGCCCAUGCAGCGCGUUAGAGCACAAAAUGUCAAUUCUCUUAUAGAGACGAAAGCCUUUACAAGACUGAGCUGCCCUCAAUUGGGGUUUCUAAACACAAAUUGUUGUAUCACUAUUGAGUCAAGACCAGGGGUAGACAAUAAGUUCACUGGCCCCACUAUCAAAACCACUGGCCCAAGUCAAUGCGUCUGUUAUUGAGCCCAAUAAUCGCGAAAAAAAAGAAAUUGCUUGAAAAACAUGCAUAACAUUUUUUAAGGUAGAUUUUAUGAAAAAUGCAGCAAAACGGUGCAAAAACAUGAGUCUAGUGCAAAUAAAUUCUGCGGGAGAGCCCUGUGCCUGGGCAAAGCUUUCCUGUCUUCCCCUUACUCGGUUGUCGUGGCAACGAUUUAGAAGUCAAAGAGAUGGCAAUUGAGGCUAACGAUUUCAAGCUAGACCAUCGUUAUGACGAUAUUAUUUUCUCCGUAGUCACACGGAUGAAUCAUCACGUUAUGUUCAUACCAUAGGGUUCAUACUCAUUGACUUUUCUCUGACUUACUUGUCUGCAUACAGUGUAUCACAAAAGUGAGUACACCCCUCGCAUUUCAGCAGCUAUUUAAGUAUAUCUUUU
Messenger RNA from Corythoichthys intestinalis (scribbled pipefish), 5951 nucleotides. Its product is annotated as A disintegrin and metalloproteinase with thrombospondin motifs 2-like. Lineage: Eukaryota; Metazoa; Chordata; Actinopteri; Syngnathiformes; Syngnathidae. The coding region runs from base 172 to 5364 and encodes 1730 amino acids. Gene Ontology annotation, cellular component: extracellular matrix. The record is from RefSeq and is a predicted model, not a curated record. Gene Ontology annotation, molecular function: metalloendopeptidase activity. Gene Ontology annotation, biological process: proteolysis; extracellular matrix organization. The transcript has 23 exons.